Messenger RNA from Erigeron canadensis, 3387 nucleotides. RefSeq names its product probable LRR receptor-like serine/threonine-protein kinase At1g56140. The record is from RefSeq and is a predicted model, not a curated record. Gene Ontology annotation, biological process: protein phosphorylation. NCBI's taxonomy places the organism in Eukaryota, Viridiplantae, Streptophyta, Magnoliopsida, Asterales, Asteraceae. The coding region runs from base 99 to 3173 and encodes 1024 amino acids. The transcript is spliced from 24 exons. Gene Ontology annotation, molecular function: protein binding; ATP binding; protein kinase activity.
UAUACAUACUUCAUUUUAUUGUUUUUUUAUUUCUAUAAUAUCUCAGGAACACUAGUUGAUAUUCUAAAACAGAAGCAAAGUUGUUAAGGACUUGCGCAAUGGUGUCUCGGUUGUUUUGGUACUUGUGUUUGUUGUUGUUUAUAUUCAUGAUCAUGGCUACUGUGGCUUAUGCUCAAAACAUUACAGACCCAGCUGAAGCUCGUAUUAUAAAUGCAAUGUUCAGUGGAUGGGGGAUAGCACCGAGUCUUGUAAGAGACAUGAGAUGGAACAUAAGUGGAGAAGUAUGCAGCGGCGCUGCAGUCGACUCAACAGACUUUGAUUCAAACGCUUAUAAUCCUGCCAUCAAAUGUGACUGUAAAUUCCCUGAUUCUAUUUGUCACAUUACUCGAUUAAAAGUUUAUGCUUUGAAUGCUGUUGGCCCGAUCCCAGAAGGACUCUGGAAUUUGACUUACCUCACUAAUCUUAAGGUGGACCAGAAUUACUUGACUGGCCCUUUGUCACCUUUGGUUGGAAAUUUAGUUCAGAUGCAGUGGAUGACUAUCGGCAUCAAUGCAUUAUCAGGGGAAAUUCCUCCAGAGCUGGGGCUCCUUACUGAUCUUAGAUCAUUGGGAUUUGGCACAAACAACUUCAGUGGUUCCCUGCCAUCUGAACUUGGAAAUCUGCGUAAAUUACAACAGCUUUACAUUGAUAGUGCUGGAGUUAGUGGCGAAAUACCUUCUUCAUUUGCAAAUUUGCAGAACCUGGUCACAGUAUGGGCUUCCGAUAAUGAAUUCACCGGAAGAAUACCCAGCUUCAUAGGAAAUUGGACACAGUUACAGGCAUUGAGGUUUGAGGGGAACUCUUUUGAAGGUUCAAUACCACCAUCUUUUUCUCAACUGACCUCUUUGCAGGAUCUGAGAAUAACUAGUUUAACUAAUGGUACUUUGGAUUUUAUUGCAAACAUGAAGUCCCUGACUGUUCUUGUUUUAAGGAAUAGCAAAAUUACUGGCUCUAUUCCAACUGACAUCGGUGAAUAUCAAAACUUGACACGCCUGGAUUUGAGUUUCAACAAUUUGACGGGGCAGAUUCCAAGAGACUUGUUCAACAUGAGUCGAAUCAUUUUCUUGUUUCUUGGAAACAAUAGCUUAAAUGGUACCCUUCCCAAUGUAAAGAGCAGAUCUCUCAUCAAUAUCGAUUUAUCAUACAAUGAACUAUCCGGGACACUUCCUUCUUGGGUCAAUGAGUCAAGCUUACAACUUAACUUAGUUGUAAACAACUUCACGUUAGAAGGCUCAGCAAUCAGUGGUCUUCCAUCAGGAUUGAAUUGUCUGCAAAGGGAUUUUCCAUGUAAUCGUGAUACACCAAGAUAUAGUAGCUUUGGAAUUAACUGUGGUGGUCCUCAAAUUACAUCUUCUAGUCAAAUCGUUCAUGAGCGGGAAAAUGAACCUCUUGGAUCAGCAACAUACUAUUUGACUUCUGAAAGGAGGUGGGGUGUCAGUAAUGUUGGAUCAAGGGACAACCCGGAAUAUACCGCCUCCACUUCACGCCAAUUUACAAACACUUUAGAUUCAGAAUUGUUUCAAACAGCGCGAAUAUCGGCCGGAUCUUUAAGAUACUAUGGUUUAGGCCUAGAGAACGGAAACUACACCGUGAACCUCCAGUUUGCAGAACUACAAAUACAAGAUGGCCAAAUUUGGGAAAGCAGUGGAAGGCGUGUCUUUGACAUUUAUCUACAGGGAAACUUGGUGUUCCAAGAUUUCAACAUAAAACAGGAAGCAAGAGGAGCCUCUUUUAGUCCUGUUACAAGGGAAGCAAAUGUCCUGGUUUCAAAUAACUACCUUGAGAUACACUUGUUCUGGUCUGGGAAAGGAACUUGUUGUGUGCCUAAGCAAGGAACUUUUGGACCUCUUAUCUCAGCAAUUAGUGCCACCCCAAAUUUCUUCCCCACAGUGAGCAACAAACCACCUUCCACAAGGAAAACGAAUAAGACUGGUUUGAUUGUUGGGAUUUUGAUCCCGAUUGUGGUUGUGUGCUUCCUGUCAUUUUUAGCCUCGUAUAUUAUUCGUCAGCGUAGGAAAAAGCAAGAUACCACUGACAACUAUGAAGAUUUUUUGGGGAUUGAUGCUAAACCGUAUACCUUUAGUUAUGGAGAACUUAGAGAUGCAACAGGUGAUUUUAGUCCUGAAAAUAAGCUUGGUGAGGGAGGUUUUGGACCUGUUUAUAAGGGAACACUAGAUGAUGGGAGACUAAUAGCUGUUAAGCAACUCUCCAUUGCUUCCCAUCAGGGGAAGAGUCAGUUUAUCGCUGAAAUUGCAACUAUAUCUGCUGUCCAACACCGCAACCUAGUGAAGUUGUUCGGAUGCUGCAUUGAUGGAGUGAAACGACUUCUUGUGUACGAGUAUCUUGAGAACAAAAGUCUUGAUCAAGCAUUAUUUGGAAAAAAUAGCUUGUCUCUUAGUUGGUCCACCCGGUUUGAAAUAUGCCUCGGGGUAGCACGUGGUCUUGCAUAUCUGCACGAGGAAUCUCGAAUUAGGGUUGUACACCGAGAUGUUAAAGCUAGCAACGUUCUACUUGAUUCUGAACUGAUCCCCAAGAUCUCCGAUUUUGGUUUGGCCAAACUCUAUGAUGACAAACAAACACACAUGAGUACACGCGUUGCUGGCACAAUUGGUUAUCUCGCACCAGAGUAUGCAAUGCGUGGACACCUUACAGAAAAGGCUGAUGUGUUCGGUUUUGGAGUUGUAGCUUUAGAGAUUAUCAGUGGAAGGCCUAAUUCUGAUACAACUUUAGAAGAUGAGAAAAUAUAUCUUCUGGAAUUGGCUUGGAACUUGCAUGAAGCUGAUAGGGAACUUGAGUUAAUAGACGAAAAGUUAUCUGAAUAUGAUGAAAAUGAAGUAAGAAGAAUGAUGAAAGUAGCUCUCUUAUGCACGCAGACUGCACCAAUGCAACGACCAUUAAUGUCCCGAGUGGUGGCAAUGCUUUCAGGAGACAUAGAAGCUAGUGGUGUUAUUACUCGGCCUGAGUAUCUCAAUGGUUUUAAUUUUAAUGAUGUCACUACCUUCAAAAGUGCUCUACCAGUUUCAGUUUCAGGUACCGACUCGACUGCAAGCACAAGUUAUUCCAGUGGUACACCACACACACCUGAUAAUGUUUCCAGACCGAUGCUUCAUGAUCUCAUCGGAGAAGGUAGGUGAUACAGAUGAUGAUUACAUUUUUGUUGUUCUUGCACUUUCUUUAAAGAUAAUCUCCGAGUCUUGUAUGUAUUUUGUUUUGUCACACCCUCAAAAAUAGGGACUAGCACAUGGGUGUGAAUUCAAUAAUAUCAUAACACAAAAUAUAAUGAACGACUACUAAACGUUGUCGUUUUAGAACUUUAUCAAAAAUAACAUUGUUUUCGAAAUUCAAAUA